This is a messenger RNA of Meloidogyne enterolobii, 627 nucleotides long. The record is from the annotation of a GenBank genome assembly. Lineage: Eukaryota; Metazoa; Nematoda; Chromadorea; Rhabditida; Meloidogynidae.
AUGGCAAUUUCUUUAUUAUACGAAGUUAAAGGAUUUUUGGAUUGUUUUCCACAAAAACAUCAUUAUGAAACGCCAGUAAUUGAAGUUUUGGAUGAGGCAACACCUUAUGUAAUGGAAAAAUAUAUUCAACAUGUUUCUGAGAAUGAAAAGAAAACUUGGCAUAAAGACUUUGCUUCAUUUUGUGAGAUUGUAUCAAAUAUUGGAACUGAUCCGCUUUUGGUAAAUGAAGACCAUGGAAAUGAAUAUUUGCGUUGGGAUGUUUGGGCUAGCGCUCUUUCUGGAUUUUCUGAGCAUCGUUUUCUUCCGUCAAAAUGCACAGUGGCAAUAUCUUUUGCUUGGCCAGCGUUGCUUACUCGUUUCAAUUAUUGUCAUCAAAUAAUUGAUCCAAAUAAUCCGCAAAAUGAAAAUCGAAGUUCUCUUCUAAAAAGCAGCAAAAGUAGAUAUACAAAUUGGCCAUUAUGUGGAGAUAUACUCAGCCAUGAAAAUUAUUUAAGUUUGUGGCAAAAAUAUAUUGUAAUGGUUUUUGGUCUUUUCCAAUCAAAAACUACAUUUUUGUCAAAUCCAUCAUUAAUUAGAAGCUUUUCUCCGUUUGUUUAUUUUUUUUAUUUUUUUUGCUUUUAUUUUUAA